Messenger RNA from Laetiporus sulphureus 93-53, 1498 nucleotides. RefSeq lists its product as uncharacterized. The transcript is spliced from 3 exons. The record is from RefSeq and is a predicted model, not a curated record. Lineage: Eukaryota; Fungi; Basidiomycota; Agaricomycetes; Polyporales; Laetiporaceae. The coding region runs from base 163 to 1359 and encodes 398 amino acids.
AGAACGUAGUGGAGCUACAGAUCUGCGUGCAAUGCGCAUCUAUCGACAGUGUACAAAACGCUCCUCCUCCACAUGCAGCGCACCGCAGGUUCCCCUCCCCCCUCCUGCUUCAUCUCCUCAGGCAUUGUUGUGUCUUGAAUAGAGCGACGUCGAGCGGGCAGGAUGCAGCAACCACUUGGCUCCGUAGAUAUUGAUUUCGACUCAUUCAUCCCGCUUCCGCGUCGACCAAGAAUCACUGUGUACCCGAACUCCCUGCAGUCUCAUGCGGCUCGAUCCUACUCCAGCGAUGUCCGCCACACAGAGCUCUCUGCGAGCGCAUGCUUCGGGCCUGUAGCAGAGCGCUACGCGUCAAAUGCCGACCGGCGAAACGAGAACGAUGUCACAAACUGCAAUGCCUCUGUUUACGACGUCACGUCUCUUCUGCCGUCUCGCAAGCUACCAACACGGGUAGUCGCUGCUUCAAUUACUGACGUUAUACACUCGCCUCAAGCUGGAGCUGGCAGCAUACACUCAGACUCCUCCAGGUCGUCGUCUAGGGGAAGCUCAAACUCGCCCUGUAACACCGAUCUCAGUGUGGAAGCGUUCGCGUUGGACGUGGAUAGGUCGUUCGGCGAAGAGGCCGCCCAAGCCUCCGCUACUCAGAUGCAAGCACGCUCGAUCCGGGACGUAUCAGACACGUCCAUCCCAAUCAGUUUGGAUAUCGGUACUUCUUCCUUCAGAUCUCCGUCAAUUCGGCGUGCGCCACUACAAAACUCCAUCUCUGAGUACUCGUCUCCAUCUGGUCGGCAUGAUGUUUCCGUGCCUUCUCAUGCAUUUCAAGCAUAUCGACCUUUGCCAUCAGAAUUCCAUUUGAAUACCAUCAAGGUGCAGAAAAUGCCUUCGACGGCGAGAAUGAGCAUGGAAGAAGCAUACGGUAUUCGCGCUCCAGCUGCGGUGACUGCCCUAAAAGUCACGAAGGAGAACAUGGUCGUUGUGAAGGUUGCUACACCGAUACCCACCGACGUCGCAAGGGCAAGCGAAUCUUCCGCCAUGAGAAGCGCUGUUACUGUCGCGGCGAGACACGCAGAGUUGAAUGCGAUCGAGCCGAUCAGACAUGUGGUUCCUAGACUUCCGAUGUCCAGGGUAGUCGAAACCUCUCCUCUGCUGAACAUGCACUCCACGGCAGCCCAAUCUCUGACGAACCACCAUAGCGGUCUGGCGUCUUCCUCAGGCACAGAUUCUCAGACAGCUCUCAUGUCUCUCUCCUUUGAUCUAUUCGAAGAGAUUGAAGGAAUGCUUGGGAGGAGGUCGCGAAGACCAGAGCCUGUCCGACGUGCUCGCAGUACGUCAGCCAUUCCUCAAUAUGACCAUGUGUCAUGAUGCGCGACCAACGUGUCAUGAAAGAUCGCUCGCAAGCAGCUCGGUCGAUUCUACCGGAUGCGUUCACUCUGGUAUAAUAGUCCGCGUAGAGGUGCCACGGGCUUCGGCCUAAAGUAUGAAACGUGACGGCGGCCUUUGA